AUGGCGUCAGAACCAUUUUCGAGAGAAAACGAUGCUUCUGCACAAAUCAACCCUGCACAUUUGAAAGAAUUAGAAAAGCAAGGUAAAAUAACCGGAGAUACAGUGACUAAAGUAUACGAUACAGUUAAAAAAGUUGUAAUGCUUAAAAAGAAAAUCGACAUUAUUGAUGAUUCUGAAUUUAUAUCACUUUGCUGUGAAAUCGACUUCCUUAAAAAAUGCCAUUCACCAAAUAUCAUUACUUAUUAUGGAGCUGUUUUAGAAGACAAUUCAAUUUCAAUCUUUAUGGAAUUUUGUGAGGGUGGAAGUUUAGAUAAAAUUUAUAAACAUGUUCGUCGAAGACAAGGAAGAAUUGGUGAACCUGUUCUGGGAAAGAUUGGAGAAUCAGUGCUGAAAGGAUUGAUUUAUUUAUACAGUCAACACAUUUUUCACAGAGACAUACAACCAUCCAAAAUUGUGGUAACAAGAAGAGGCGAGAUAAAAAUUUGUGAUUUUGGGUACUCCGGUGAUAUACCAUCUUACAUCACUACUAACUCUAACCUUUGUACAUCAUAUUACGUGGCCCCAGAACGUAUUCAAGGUCAAAAAUAUAAAGUAUCAGCUGAUGUAUGGUCCUUGGGAUUGACAUUAAUGGAGGUAGCGCAAAAUGAAUUUCCAUACCCAUACUCGCCAACUGUUUCUCCGUUUGAAUUAGUUGUAUAUAUUGUCAAUUCUCUGCCGCCUGUGUUAAAAGACGAAUAUGAUUGGAGUAGCGAAUUUAGGGACUUUUUGAAAAUUUCAUUAAAUAUAAGUCUAGAAAAGGAUGGAGAAAAAAGACCGACACCAAAGCAAAUACUCGAUCAUCCGUUUAUUUGGAGGUCUGCUAGCAGGGAAAUUCCUAUGCAUCGGUGGAUUAAGGAAGUUUGGGAAUGGGACGAUUAA
Molecule: messenger RNA, 918 nt
Organism: Dentiscutata erythropus
Lineage: Eukaryota; Fungi; Glomeromycota; Glomeromycetes; Diversisporales; Gigasporaceae
Source: the annotation of a GenBank genome assembly